CCAGCGGCCGGGCGGAGGCCGGGGCCCGCGGGCCUGUCGGAGGGCGGCGGGCUGAGGCGCCGGGGCUCGGGCGCGCGGCGGGCCGGCGGCGGGCGCGGGGCUAUAUGGCGGCGGCGCUGUCGGGCCUGGCUGUCCGCCUCUCGCGCUCGGCCGCCGCCCGCUCCUACGGGGUCUUCUGCAAGGGCCUGACCCGCACGCUGCUCAUCUUCUUCGACCUGGCCUGGCGGCUGCGCAUCAACUUCCCCUACCUCUACAUCGUGGCCUCCAUGAUGCUCAACGUGCGCCUGCAGCUUGCUUUCGGGAGCAACGAGUCUGUCUUUGGACCACAAACUGGUAAAAUACUUGGGCUCAGCUUUCAGACCUGACCUUGAGGAUGGUGAGUUUUACCUUUCGCUACUCAGAUGCUUAACCGACGGUGGCUUUGGGGUGAGCUUGUUGGGAGGCGGAGGGAGGAUCCAGAGAAGGCGCGAAAACGCCUCCAUCCCUGUCGGUGAGACUCAUUCAGGCCACGGGGCCUGCCUGCCAGGCGAGUAAGAGGCGGAGGGCUUACCUCUCACCGAGGCCCCUUCU
This is a messenger RNA of Pipistrellus kuhlii (Kuhl's pipistrelle), 570 nucleotides long. RefSeq names its product small integral membrane protein 10-like protein 2A (gene SMIM10L3). The coding region runs from base 105 to 365 and encodes 86 amino acids. The transcript is spliced from 2 exons. The record is from RefSeq and is a predicted model, not a curated record. Lineage: Eukaryota; Metazoa; Chordata; Mammalia; Chiroptera; Vespertilionidae.